AUGGAGAGUGCAGAAUGUGCUUCGAAAGGUAAGUUUUACAUAUUUGGAAGGUUUUUAGUGUAAAGUUGCACUUUACACUAUUGUGAUGACUGGCGAAUUCACACGAAUCAGUCAUUCAUUCAGUCAGUCAUAGAGUAAACUUUCCGGGGGAUGCAUACAUGGGCGUAAUUGUUGGACAAAUAAAGCCAGUCGGGCAAUAUUCGCUUCACAGUCGGGCAAUAUUGGCUUAUUAUAAAAUUUUGUGGGAAAUUCUGUCAAUUUUGUGGAAAAUAUGCUAUCUAAUAGGAAUUUUUCGUAAUCACUCCUCCCCCACCUCCCCGUCGACAACAAUUUUGGAAGGUUUGUCCGGAAAAUUUUUUUUGACAACUCGGGCACAAUCCGAAGAAGUCGGAUAAAUUUCUUUCCGCCCCCCUAAUUUUUUCCUUCCCGUACGCCCAUGGGUGCAUAGGAUUUAUGUUUGUAGUGAUUUAUUGUACUUUAUCAGUGUUUUGAAGGUUAUUUAGGCAAUUUCAAUUGUCUUAUUUUACAGUCAAUUUCAGCUGACUUUUCAUCGUAAGAUUCCGAACUUCGUUCCGAACUUCGCGAAUUCGUUGCCAAGUUCAAAAGUUCAUAAUGAAGUUCACAAACAGGUUUGUAAACUGGGCUGGUUUGAUUUAAUAGCCAAUCAGAGGCUUUGUUUACAAACCUGUUUGUGAAUUUCAUUAUGAACUUUUGAACUUGGCAACGAAUUUGCGAAGUUCGGAACGAAGUUCGGAAUCUUACGAUGAAAAGUCAGCUGAAAUUGACUGUAAUAUUCUUUUGUCAUUUUGCCAAGUUCACAAAUAUUUCGAGGAAUCAUUGUCGUUAUUGUAAAUUUUUGUAAAUUUUCGAACAUUCGCUUCUCAUGCUGUGUAAAGGAUCUUUCCCCCGGAACACCCGAUUUUUUCCUUAGCCGCUCAUAUGCGCAUGCGCUAUCAAGCCUUAGAUCAACGAUGGCGUGACGAUGCUACCGAAGGAGCGACACAGUGUUGUAGUUUCAAAUAUAUAAAUAUUUCAGACAUGAAUAUUAAGUAAAUCUUUGACUGAUCUACGCAAGAUAUAAAUUGAUGAUAUGCAUUAUGGGCAUUCAAUCAAGUACCGAUAUUAUUUAGACGAUAUAUUCAUUAUACAUGCAGAGCUGGGAAGGAGCUAGACAGUGCUUUUUUUUCAAAUGUAUAAACAUUUCAGACGUAAAUAUUGAGAAAAUCUUUGAGAUUCGCGGCAUUCAAUUAAGUGUCGAUAUUAUUUUGACGGUAUCUUCAUUAUACAGAGCUAAGAAGCAGCGAUACAGUAUCAAUUGUUUUCAAAUCUAUAUAAAACAUUUCAAACAUGAAUAUUGAGAAAAUCUUUGAGAUUCUACAGUUGUACGCCAUAUAUAAAUUGAUGUUUUGCAUUUUACCGGCAUUCAAUUAAUAUUUUAAGUGCCGAUAUAUAUAUUGUUUAGACCGUAUAUUCAUUAUACAUCGACUGUAUAAGGUGCUACACUGCUACACCACAGAAUAGAUGGCUACAUUCAGUGCAAAGAGCGAAAAAUUGCAUCAGUCAGUAGCAUAAACAACUAUUAAACAGUUAAUUAAUUUUCCAACUCAGGGGAGUAACACUCUAGACAAAAUCCUUACAAAUUUGCAUUCCUUUUAUAAAGAUGCGAAUCGCCUUUCACCGUUUGGACUUUCGUAUCACUGCACAAUUACAAUUCUCCCAAAAGAAAGAAUUAAAACCAAGUCAGAGCCCAGUAAAGUUUCAGUACGAGAUCUAAGACCAGCAAAAAAGAACAACUUGGCCGUUUUCUUUCAGGAAUCGAUUGGUCAGUUUUAUCAACAGAUUCAGUCGACAGCCAAGCUGCUUUAUUUAAUGAUUUGAUUCAGCUUGGACUUAACAAUAUCAUGCCUGAGAAAACACGAGUAAUUCAUCGGAACGAUGUUACAUGGAUGACAAAUCAUCUGAAAGAGUUAAUUGUCAAACGCCAAGCAGCUUGGGCACAAGGAAAUCAAACACUUUUCAAGUUUUAA
Molecule: messenger RNA, 2027 nt
Organism: Paramuricea clavata
Lineage: Eukaryota; Metazoa; Cnidaria; Anthozoa; Malacalcyonacea; Plexauridae
Source: the annotation of a GenBank genome assembly